Molecule: messenger RNA, 5675 nt
Organism: Etheostoma spectabile (orangethroat darter)
Lineage: Eukaryota; Metazoa; Chordata; Actinopteri; Perciformes; Percidae
Product: brain-specific angiogenesis inhibitor 1-associated protein 2
Exons: 15
Coding region: 603-2549 (648 amino acids)
Biological process (GO): actin crosslink formation; actin filament bundle assembly; positive regulation of actin filament polymerization
Cellular component (GO): nucleoplasm; cytosol
Molecular function (GO): protein binding; cytoskeletal adaptor activity
Source: RefSeq, a predicted model, not a curated record
CAAGUCAUUAUUCUCCUCCUGCUCCUAUUCAGACGAGGUCCCGUUGGCUCAUUGUUAUUCUGCCCGAGGGACAGAGAGGGAGAGGGAGACACAGAAUGGGAGGCUGACUGUGGUUUCCAACGGCAGGGAGCUGGUUGUACUGGGCGGGGGGUUUUGUCGGUGUUUUUUUUCGGCCGGUUUUUGAGGGCGUGAAGGCAUGUUGAUAAUCGGCUCAGUAAUGAGGAGAGGUACUGAACGGCACCAAAUAUCUGACCCCGAUUCCUGAGAGUAGAGAGAGGUAGACAGUGCGUGAGAGAGAGGAGGAAAAAGGGGAGAGGGCCAUGUGAAAAAGGGGUGGAGGGGAGUUGAGAUUUAGUGCUCUGCUGGAUGAAACAACCCCCCACUAACUAACCGAGAGGGAAAGUAGCCUAAUAGGAAGAAAGGAGGGGGUGUUGUAGGCCACUGAUCAUUUAACACUCAAAGACUCGCAGGAAGCCUUUAACGUUUCCCACAAUGAGAUCAGAAAAGGGGGUUGCUGUCUGCUGUAAUGCUUAGGGCCCUAAACAACAGAACUAAACAACACAAAACGUGCAUAGUGGCAGCCUAUAACCGAGAGAAGAAAAAUGUCUCGAACAGAAGAGGUUAACAAGAUGACAGAAAAUGUCUAUAAGGGGAUUCUGGACCAGUUCAACCCCAGUCUGAAGAACUUUGUGACCAUGGGGAAACACUAUGAGAAAGCCCUGACAGGAGUAACUGUGGCUGCCAAAGGGUACUUUGAUGCUCUGGUGAAACUUGGAGAGCUGGCGAGCGACAGCCAAGGCUCUAAAGAGCUGGGAGACACACUGUUUCAGAUGGCCGAGGUCCACAGACAGAUUCAGGUGCAGCUGGAAGACGUGUUAAAGCUGUUUCACUCUGAGCUGCUCGCCCAGUUGGAGCAGAAGCUGGAACUGGACAUUAAAUACCUCACAGCCACCCUGAAGAAGUAUCAGAGCGAGCGGAGGUCUAAAUCUGAGUCUAUCGAGCGCUGCCAGUCCCAGCUGAAGAAGCUCCGCAGGAAGAGCCAGGGCAGUCGUCACCCAAACAAAUAUGGAGACAGAGAGAUGCAGUUUGUGGAGUUGAUGAGUCGUCGACAAGGCGAGCUGGACACGCUGGUUGCCUCGGGUUACAAGUCUGCGCUCACUGAGGAAAGAAGACGAUAUUGCUUCCUGGUGGACAGACAGUGUUGUGUCACCAAACUGCUCAUUAACUACCACUCCAAGGUAAGAGAGCUUCUGUCACAGAAACUUUCAUCUUGGCAGCAGUCAUGUUCUCAGCCCACAAAACUCCCAGAGCGCGCUUUGAAUCUGCUGCGUCACACUGCACCUCAAGGCUCAGGGGCUGCUGGGAUAGCUGAGGUCUUCCGCCACGCCAAGAUUGACUCUGCUCAGCCAGAACAGAGGCUCUCUGUUCAAGAAGUCCCGCCCCUGUUGAAUGGAGACUCCAGUCGCUCCCAGCUGCAGCGCUCGCUCCCCUCCUCCUCCCAGAGUGAAGCCUGUCCUGCUCAGGCCUCCCCCCAGACGUUCCGCUCUCUCCCCAGUGGAGGAGCUGCUGGAGCCUCAUCAAGAGGAGCGUCUCCUCAGCACACCAGUACCCCCCUCAGUGCAUCAGCCAGCCCCCUCCCCGACAGCAGUGCCAGCAGCAGUGCUAGCCCUGCUGUAUCCACUCCCACCACGCCCGGUGGCUUUGCCCAACAAAGCUCUCUCCUCCUGGCCGCAAACACAUCCAACCUCUCCCCGAGCCUCAUCCCCUCAACGGUGAUGUCGCUCAGCCAGAGCUCCACGGCCGGCGGAUCCUUGCAUGGCAUGACCCUCCCCAUCCCCCACAGUGCUCCUCACAGUCCGCCACUGCCCCACAGUGCUCCUCUCUCCAGGGCCAUGACUCCUGUCCAGUUACUGCACCAACAGGUGGGACCAGGAGGAAGCAAUACCUCAUCACCGUCACAUAAUCCCUGGCUGCUGAAGACCACUGACAUUUGUGCAACAGCAACACUCCCACUGCCGAGGAGACCUGUCAGUGAAAUGAAGCUGGGUGGCUUUCAGGGCUCCACUCUCCCCAGGAUGCUGCCUUUAUCUGGACCUACCCGUGUGGAAGCCGUGUUUGCUCACACUCCUGGAACACCGGAGGGUGGUGGCAUAGGGGGCGGGGCUUGCUUACUGCACUUCCUGCCUGGUGACAACAUCACCCUGCUCAUCUCUGAGCCCAGAGACGGGUGGCACUACGGUCAAAAUGAACGAACUGGACGGAAAGGCUGGUUCCCUUUCUCCUACACUCAGUCUUACCCCAGCAAGACGGAUCACCUCGAGAGCUCUCUCUUCUUAUCUAAGGCUAACAGCACCAGUACAGGCCAGCUCGACAAGCUGGUGUCUCCAGGUCUCCCGGCUCUAACCCCUGAAUCAGAGGAGGAGCGCUCCCUUCCUCCCCAGAGGGUCAGCACCUUCCGUCCGCGCCCAUACAGCAUGGCCGACAGCAACAAGGUCAGAAACAUGAAACCUUUGGGUGGAAGUCAAAGGUCACGGUCUUCGCCCAACUGAGUCUCAAUAUCACCGCAGAAAUGGUUUGUCCACCACCCUCCCCGACCAGGGCCAAUCCAUUUGCCCAUGUCCGACUUAGAAGAACUGUCACCAACGAUCGCUCUGCUCCCAUCAUUGAGUAAGAGUUUUAUUCCUACAGAAGAAGCAAUCCUGUUCUCAGUGGUUUGAAAAAAAAAACAGUUAUUUGGUUCAUGUGGAUUAUUUACUUUGGAUGUUUUUUUUGUGCAAAUUAAUCAAAUACAGAUUGUUUUAUUUUGUGUGAAGGAAAAUAAUUGUUUUAAAUCAAAGUAUAAAAGGUUGAUGUCAAUGGUGUAGUCUACGUGAUACGCAGGCAUACGCGGUGUACUCACUAAGAAAGCUUUAGGAUUUUCAUAUACCAACUUAGAAAUGCGCAAUGACAUACAACAACAUACUUUCCAUUAUAUUUGUGACAUAUUUUGAAUGUUGUUUUUUCUUUGCAUAGGUUAAAUAAAGAUUGGAUUAGAUUAGUGCAAAAUGCAGAAAAUGAAGUCUUUGACGCUCAACAUUUCCCUGGGGGAGGACACCCAGACCCCACCCCCCAAAACUCCUAUUCUGGCCUAUAUACAUAUAUAUAUAUAUAUAUAUAUAUAUAUAUAUAUAUAUAUAUAUAUAUAUAUAUAUAUAUAUAAUAUGCAGUACAGUAUAUCCACUACAACACAGUAGACUACACCACUGGUUGAUGUGUUAUAAAUAUAAUUACAGUCAAUUUGAUGUUGAAGUAGUUAAUAGGAAAAAAAGUAGAAACAAGACCACUAUAAUGUUUUGUACCUAUAUAAUGUUUGAAAAUUCUGUUUGAGUUAGAAACAUUAAAACAAAAUCUAGGCUAGUUUUAAUGUCACAGAAGUGAGGUGUUUGGCUGUACUUAGUGUUUGAGACCGACAUACUGUAUCAUGCAAAAUAACUAACAUUUUAGUUUUUUUCUGGUCUAUGAAAGAAUGCCUCUUAUAUCUCUUACUGUUUUACAGUGCAAUUGGUUUCUUGACAUAACCUUUAGUGUCGUUUUUUGGUUGUUUUAUUGUGCCAUAUACAGAAAGGUUUUCUUCGUUGGGCAGAUAGGGACUGGCUCCUAAUAGUAGGUUGUGAACUUUCACUUUCACUGUACUGAGGACAGGCUCCUACUCUAAUUGUGCUAUUACGGUAUUAUAUUUGUUAGAAAAGAUGCCAGAUUAUUUUUUGGUUGAAAUGGUGAACUUUUAAAUUUAUUCAAAGUGUAUUUUCUAUUUUAAAAUGUGGUUGUUUGGUUGAUAAAGAUUUUUAAUGAAUUUGGCAGUUAUUAGUUAUUAGUUGUUAGUCAUUUUACCUUAAAAUUACUGAACAAGGGCAAUGCUGUUUGAGUUGACAAGUCCUUGUCUGUUACAGUUUAUCUUAUGUUUAUGUCAGUUAACACUACACAUUCUGCUGCUGUAAAGUCACAUGACUGUUUUAUAAAUGUAGAUUUCUUGAGUAGUUUAACUCUUUACCUGGAGUCAAAAUACAUUUAAAAAAACAAAUUCUACUUUAUAGUUGAUUAUUUAAAUGAUUGGUCAAUGAUACGUGUUAGUUUCGGAGUGGAAUACUUAUUUAAUACGGAGUCGUACAAAACACAGUAACAUAAAAACUCACAAGCUUCACAGACACAAAGCUGUGACAGUUGAUAGUUGAACAUUUGGAUGGUGUUAAUACUGAAAGUGUUGUUGUUUUCUUAGAAGGUAGCAUGUUGUGGAAGGUUCAAAAUGUAAAGAAUGAGAGAUUUGCGUGCUUAGUCUUUGGAAUUGAUGUCUUCUUGAUUCAGUCCCAAAUCUAAAGCUAGACAACAUCGAGACUAGUUGAUUGUAGCUGUACAUUUACCAAUCAAACUGAGCAGAAUCUUCAAGAGAGAUGUGAAAGGUGAGACAGGUGAUAGGAUUGAGUUUUAAAUUGGAAAUGUAUCUAUGAAAGUGAUAAAGAAUGCAUCAGGAAGUUGACCAACGUCUGAGCAAGUGUUUAUGGUAAACUAGAGAUAUCCAAAGUAACAUUCUGUAGCUCUGUUGUUGCCUUUGUUGCGUUGUUGCCUUUACUGUGGUUUACAGUUGAAACUUUGUAUCCAUGCAACCUGAAAUGGUUUAUGUUCCUUAACUGCCUUUAGUUUCUGUGAUCUUUUAGCACCUUGAAAAUUCAAGAUAACACAUGCAAGGGUUAUAGUAUAUCAUCUCAGCAUUUAUAUAACUUUGAGUAGUAUUGCAUCAAUUAUAAAGGCGACCACAAAAUAUCAGAGCUAAUGCUUACUAAUUAUUGUAAAUAGUGCUUAAAAUGUCUGACUGUGUGACUUUUAUCUGACUUUUCGUAAUGAUAUUUCACUUUGGUAGACCGAUUUGACUUUGUAAAAGCUGCAAAAACAGUAAAUCUCCCGGCACAAAUUCAAACUUUGAACAGGAGGCAACACAGUGAUAGUACAGAAUGACAUAUUAUUCACCUACACAGGUGUGAAUGUAUUUUAAACUGAGAAUAUUGAUUAAAAUAGACUUAAAACUUUGAGUCAAAUUAACCGGUGGCUGUUUUAGUGGCCAGUAUUAGUGAUUCAUAAAAUAGUAUUAAACAUGAACUGAGUUUGGGGCGAGUAAUACAGUGAACAAUAUUAUAAAACAAAUAAUUUGACCCUUAUAAAUGCAAGAUGUGCAAAAAUUAAAGUGUAGAACUUGAUACAGAGAAAUAAUUUAGUAUAUGCACACCAUAUAAAUACGUCUGAAGUGUGUAAUAUGUUGUAAGAAAUACAUGGGAAGUUAACACAAUUGUUAUACAUAUAUAGCAAGAAAUGUAUGGUGAAAUAAGUACACAUUUACAGCUAAUAAAUAGGAUGUUGGUGUGUACAGAAAUGUGUAGAUGUCUAAAAUAGAGAGACCUUGUGCAGAGAAGUUACUAAAGUGCAAACUUAUGCAGUCUGAAGUAAAAUAUUGUUUUAAAAUUGCACACCCAUUUUACGCAGUUCCACUGUUCUGUAAAAAUAUGAAGCUAUGUAAACAGACUUGUUGGUCUGUUCUCAUUGACAUGAAAUCCUGGUGACCGCAGAAUAUAUUAUAUCAUGAUGAUAAAUACUGCUUUACAUGAAACACUGAACAUUGAUGUGUUGUGAAAUAAAAGUUCUAUGGA